AUGACACUGGUUGGAAAAAUUUUGGGCCCGAAGCCAAAUAUUGAUAUUGUUAAGGCAUUUAAUAAAUGCAAAUGGGCACUUAAAGGUCAAGUAGAUAUCACUACUAUGUCCAAAGGGGGGUUGUCAAUGACUUUCUCUUGUAAGGAAGACAUGUCAAGGGUGCUCUGUGGUGGCCCUUGGCUGAUUAGUAAAUCAACGCUUACUUUGCAAAAAUGGUCACCUAAGAUGGACCUAAAUGAAUCCUUUUUUGUUCAAGCUCCAGUCUGGGUCAGACUAUCGGGCCUUCCCUUAGAGUUCUGGGUGGAAGAUGUUUUUAAAGGAAUCGCUAGUUCUUUCGAUGAACUCCUUUCUAUGGAUCCUAUCACAGCUGCUAGAAGAAGACUUAUUUUUGCCAAGAUUUGUGUGGGAGUUAUACAAGGCACAUAUAUGCCCCUAUCCAUUGAGAUUAACUCUAGAUUGGGAAAAUGGAUCCAACCAUUGGAAUAUGAAAGUGCCCCUUUUGCUUGUUUUCAUUGCAAAAAAUCUGGACAUACAGCAAGGAAAUGCCCUCUUCACGUUGUCAAAGAGAAAGAAAAGAAAGAAAAGGCAAUGCAAUGGAAAGCAAAAAACCCUAUUAAGCAACCUGAGGAAUCUGAAAAGGAGAAAAGGAUCAAAGAGGCCUAG
This is a messenger RNA of Cryptomeria japonica (Japanese cedar), 663 nucleotides long. RefSeq lists its product as uncharacterized. The record is from RefSeq and is a predicted model, not a curated record. The coding region runs from base 1 to 663 and encodes 220 amino acids. Gene Ontology annotation, molecular function: zinc ion binding; nucleic acid binding. Lineage: Eukaryota; Viridiplantae; Streptophyta; Pinopsida; Cupressales; Cupressaceae. The transcript has a single exon.